AUGGGCUGUGGAGCAUUUUGCCCUAAAGUAUCUGAAUUACAGGAAGAAGGGAUAAAUGCCAUUAACUUACCUCUCAGUCCAAUUCCAUUCGAACUAGACCCUGAGGACACGAUGCUAGAGGAAAAUGAAGUCCGAACAAUGGUUGAUCCAAAUUCCAGAAAUGACCCAAAAUUACAAGAACUAAUGAAGGUAUUAAUUGACUGGAUUAAUGAUGUGUUGGUAGGAGAGAGGAUUAUUGUGAAAGACUUGGCUGAAGACUUGUAUGAUGGACAAGUAUUGCAGAAAUUAUUUGAGAAACUUGAAAGUGAGAAGCUGAAUGUUGCUGAAGUUACUCAGUCUGAAAUUGCUCAAAAACAGAAGUUACAGACAGUUCUUGAAAAGAUCAAUGAAACCCUUAAACUCCCACCAAGAAGCAUCAAGUGGAACGUUGACUCUGUUCAUGCGAAAAGUCUCGUAGCAAUACUUCAUCUUCUGGUUGCGUUAUCACAGUAUUUUCGAGCUCCAAUCAGACUCCCAGAUCAUGUGUCCAUUCAGGUUGUUGUUGUGCAGAAACGAGAAGGAAUCCUCCAGUCUCGACAAAUCCAAGAGGAAAUAACUGGUAACACUGAGGCAUUAUCAGGAAGGCAUGAACGAGAUGCAUUUGACACUUUAUUUGACCACGCUCCAGACAAGCUCAAUGUUGUGAAAAAGACUCUCAUCACAUUUGUGAACAAGCAUCUCAAUAAAUUGAAUUUGGAGGUCACUGAACUGGAGACACAGUUUGCAGAUGGUGUUUACUUAGUCUUGCUAAUGGGUCUCCUUGAAGGCUAUUUUGUUCCUCUGCACAGCUUCUUCUUGACUCCUGAUAGUUUUGAACAAAAGGUCCUUAAUGUAUCCUUUGCAUUUGAGCUAAUGCAGGAUGGUGGGUUGGAAAAACCAAAGCCAAGACCAGAAGAUAUUGUAAAUUGUGACUUGAAGUCUACACUGAGAGUACUGUACAAUUUGUUUACCAAAUACAGGAAUGUGGAGUGAAGAAUUGAUUUAGGACCGCGAAGGAGGUUUAACAAAGAAACCAUCAUAACUAGCAUAUUUUUCGUCAGUAUUCCUGUGCAUCUUUAUUCUAAAAGGAAGUAAACCAUUUAUCUGAAGAAUUUUUAAUUGAUUAUUCUUGCGCUACUAUUUUCAUAGUAGAUUUAAAACUAAGGCUAUGUAAAACUGAUCUAAAUUCUGAAGAAAAAUGUUUGCAGGAAUCUACCUGGGUAUCUUCUGGGAGAAUCCAUGGCUCAAUAAUCUCUCUGUCUUCUCACUGUUCUGUAGUAGGUGAAGCUACAACCAAAAAGACUUAGUAACUGUAAUUCAGAUCAGGUUUUUAAGCCAAUCAUAGCAAGUUUCUGUUUUGAGUAUCUAUUUUAAUAUUUUUUACAUUUUUGUUUCUAAUCUGGAGAGGGGAGGAGUAUCUUCUAUCCAUGGUAAGAUGGUUGCUUUCUAUUUGUGAGAAAUAUGCGUAGCGAGAAAGAGUUAAAUACUAUUGUUCACAUCACAGCUAAUAAGAAAGGACUUUCUCAAGCACUUAACCUGAUUAAUUUAUAUUUCCAGCGCUGUUAGGCUUGAAUUUUAUGGGUACAAACUGAAGUAGCUACUCGUUCCUUCAGACUACUUAUAGGGUGAUGCUCUGCUUUAAAUAUAUGUUACUGAGCACUCAGCAUAAGCACACUUUGCAGAUUGUUCACUCGUUUGUGUUCAAUGAAGAGAUCUUUUCUGCAACGUACAGAUUUCAGGAAAGAAAACCUCUAUAGUACAGUUUCCUUAUAAUGUUUGUAUUGUUGGCAUAGUGCUAGAAAGUAAAAGAAUGGCCUCUUUUCCUUAAUAGUAGUUGAAACACAGGAUUACUAGGUUGUAAGUGUAGAUUUACUACUAAAUGAGGUUUAGAAUCUGUCCCUUUGGCUGAUUUUAUGAUGAAUGUAUUUUGCUGCAUAAUAUCCAACACAAAAUAUAAGAUUCAUUUUCCAGAAACAUUCCUGUAGCCUUUCAGAUACGAAAACACUGCUUUUAGGUCAGAACUACUCCCAUCUGCAAAAACUCUAUGAAGCGCGAGCUUCUUUGAUCAUUUUACGUGGCUAAAAGGAAUACUUUUGUUCUUAUCUUGACCAAAUAUAAGCUGUGAUCUUUUUGGUUUUAGUUGUAACAAAGACACACGAGAAAUGGGAGCUGAUUCUUCCAUCAGCUAGUCCAUUAGACUGGUGCUAAUAUCAAGCACCAGUCAUGUUUUCAUAAAGAAGCUGAUGCAGACUGCCUGGCACAAGUGUAAAUCAUCAGAAACUACACGGCCAUAAGUUGAGGAGUUAAGUUAAUCACUUGCUAAAGGUCUUGAUGCUAGUAUUAGUUACCUUUCUAAAAGAAGUGGUCCAAUCCAACCACAGAUUCUUGGGUUCCUGAGUUACACAGUAAGGGAAAAAAAACCCUUUGGCAGAAAUGACUAGACUAUUUAGAAAUCUUUGGACUCUUUAGUGCAGGAAGUACACUUUGGAAUAGUCAUCUGAUUAUGGUUGAACUGGUAUAGAUGAAAGAGAAAGCAAUCUGUCAGCUCUUGACCUUGUCCAUAUAUUUUUCUUUUUUUUUUCUGGGCUUUCUGUUUUUCAUGUAUAAUUUUGCAGCACAACUUUAGCAUAGAGUGAAGGCAAGUAAUUACGUUCUAUCUUUAAUGAACACUAACUGGUGUUAAAUAAUAAGCUGAUAUUGACUUCUUCUGAGGGGACUAUAGAAACUAUUCUCCUGAGAAGUAAAUAUCAGCUUUUGCAAAAGAAAGGUCAAUAUUUAAUUCAAAGGACAAUAAACCUGAGUGUUCUCUGAACGCAGAAAUCAAUAGUGGUAUUGUUAUACGCAUUCUAAAUAUCUUCAUUAAAAUAUUUGGGUACAUUUUGUUUAUAUAUUUUUAACUGAAUUUGUAAAGUUAGAGGUGCAGAAAAGAACAAUUAUUUGCCUUUUAUAGAGGUAAAUAACUGAACAUUUUGACCUCAGUGAAAAUGAACAUAUGUUUUCUUUAGUCUAUUAUAUUAUUGAUCUUUUGGAGAAGCUAAACAAUAGGAAUUCGUCAAGCGUUUUCUAAGAGACGAAACAUCUCAUGCUAUAUUAGUUUGUUUUAAUGUUCGGCAUGUAAGUUGUUCAUUUGCAAAACUAGACUGCAGUAAUUGCAGUAGUUCAUUAACAAAUGUAUGAUGGUUUUUCUGCAGAUCAGACUCAGCUGAAAUACUUUUUCACAUCUUGUCAGCAGUGCCAAAACAUUUUGGUUGUCCUUGUUUUCAGGAAUGCGCUUUUCUUUAAAGAGGAGAGUUAUUCAUGUAAAGGAAAAGGGUUAGGAACAGUGAGACUGGGUUUUUGCUUGGACUUGAAAAUAUAUAUUCCUGUACUAUAUGGGUAUGACAUUACUAGAGAUACUGAAAUCUGUCACACUAUUUUCCAUCUUUAAAAAGCAUAAAACUGAGACAGAAUGAUGAAAUCCUUAUGCUGAAGUGCAAUGAUGCAGAACCAUACAACAUUUCAACAAAAUGCAAACCUUUACACAAAUAUCUGUAGGAAUUCAUGUAAAUUAAAAUCUGCUAUAGAAACAAGAGCAUCAUGUCUAAAUACAGACCCAUGUGAUAGUUUUAACACAUGCACACAAACAGUAUAGGCUGCCAUGUAGGAGUGGGUCACUGCUUAUAUUUUUGACAAUAUAGAUUUAAGUAGCUAUCAGAUAAAUAUGAAAACUAAUAUACAGAUUAUAUCUAAUAUUUAUUGCUUUGGUAUAGAUUAUUAUAGGAAUAUAGAAUAAUACUAUAGAUAGUUUACUCUUCAACACUCGGUGCAGGCCAACACUUUCCUUCAGGGAUGUAAAAGGAUAUCAUCCUUCAGGGAUGAUAUCCUAGCGGGGCCAAAUUCUGCUGACACCUAGGAGGCUUUUAUUCUUGAUACACAGCAGUGUAUAUGAAUGUAUGGCUGAAUGCAGAAUGUGCCUCACUGUUUAUAUUAGGAUAGAAGUUGUUUAAGUUUCAGGUCAAUCUUGGUCUUAUUUUUAAUCACUUUAAAUGAUAUCCAAAUCGAUGGAUUUAGCCCGCAUAAGACCUGAACAGUCACCUGGAGGCAGCCUGUGAUCUCGAGGCUGUUCUCUUCAUGCUUUGACUCAGUUCCUAAAGCCAGGUGGCAUGAGUCCAGGCUACUGCCUUAAGAUCUCAUGAUGAUCUCUGGGUCUGACACACCAAAUCAAUGUGCUUCUGCUUCUAUGUGGUGUUCUGUCGCAUGGAGGCCCACAGGUUGUUGAAACCACAGGAAGCUGGCAGAGUAUUAGCCUGCCAUGAAGGUCAAAAAGACAAUAAACAUUUCUGCCAUCAGGCCAUUAUGAAUCUGCCAAACGAACAGGGUUCUCUCUGCUUCUGCCACUUUUAAUCUAUCCAUUUGCUGUGGCAGCUGUGUGGUGACAAGCUCUGUUUUCAUGUCUGGAGAUGGGCAUCCUCUGCCUGUUGACCCAUCCCAGGAGAUUAUGUCAACCACACGCAAUUUUUUUUUUUUCCAAAGAGGAGCUACAGAUUUUUGUAGUAUGUCAAAAAGAGAUUGUCAAAAUAGUUACCUAAAAUCCUAGUAUCUUAAGGUCAACUCCUUUCAAAUUUAUUUCCCAGCUCACUGGCAUUUAGUCACCAUAAAGAACAGGCUCCAGAAAAAGGUGUCAAAGGAAUCUUUGCAUAAUUUUACCUGAGAUGCACAUACCAAGCCCAUAAUUGGAUUGCUCUAUAGUUCAGAGGGAGUUGUAGACUCACUGAGUCACUCAGUUAUUAUUGAAAAGGGUGACCACAGACUACCUAGUUUUUGCUAGUUCUUAGUCUGCAGAUAUCUCCCUAUUGUAGGGGGAACAGCAGCCCUUGCAGCCACAUAGUUCAGACACUUGAGUGGACCAACAAAUGCUGGAUAAGGUCCUAAUCUACUUCUUUUGACUCUGGACCAAGCUGCUUGUUGGCAUAUCUCCAUGUAAAUCAAUGGCAUGACAUCAACAGACCAUUUGGUCCCUUCUCUUUUACAGAGGGUUACAGUAUUUGAGCGUGGUUUACAUUCAGGCACACUACAUUGAUUGAGCUAAAUGCUACUUGAUUGACCUUUGCUCAUACUCGUUUUCAUAAAGUAUGUUUUUAAAUUCGUAUUUCAGACUAAUUUAGCAGAUACCUUACGCCAAGACAAAGUGUUGUAAACCAGAAUGGCUUCUAAAACUGGUAGGUUUUAUUUCAUUAGAGAGAAAGAUACUAUACAUAGAGAGAAAGAUACUAUACAUUAGCUUUAGGUCUACUUAUUCUUGUCCUAUCCAAACAGUCUUCAUGCAUUGUCCGUGUGUGGCAAGCACCCAAAAAAAGAAUAGUGCCUUGGAGACCUCUUGCAAGAUUUUCUUCACUGUUACCUAACCGACUUUUGUCAUUUUACUAUAAGGAUUAGUGUAGGUUUUCUCUUUACAGUUAAUUUAAACUUCAAGGCAGAAGAAGUCCUUGUAGAAAGUUUAAAAAAAAAAAAAAAUCUCAUUUUAAACUAAUUUUAAGUGUCACAUGAAAAAUAGUCUGUUGCAAGCAGAUAGUGGCACCAAAAUUAUACAUACCUCAACAUCCACAUAUUUUCCAAAGAUAUUUUGAGUCAUUAAACAUUAACUAGGGCUAAUCUCUUGUAUUUGAUGAUAUAUUCUGUGUGCCUAUUUCUAUUUACAAUAAUAAGAGGGUUUUUUUCUGUUUAAUAUUACACACUGCAGCACUGUUAGUGUUAUUUAAAUAUUUGAUUCUAAAUCUCAAGAUCAAACUCAUUAAAAACUGACACACAAUAAGGAUUUGCAAAACUUGCUUAAUAAAGUGUGUAUCUGAAAAUACUAGUUAGUCAGAAUUAAACUGCCUUGCUUUCAGCUGCAGAGUUAGUAGCUUUCACAAAAUAUAUUUUAUGUAUUGUGUAAAUAAGAGACAGUCCAUCACUGAUUUUUUUUCCUGUACUUUUUCCUGAAACCUUUGUUACGAUCCACAAUAAAAUUUGCACCUGAAAAUCUA
Messenger RNA from Struthio camelus australis, 6023 nucleotides. NCBI's taxonomy places the organism in Eukaryota, Metazoa, Chordata, Aves, Struthioniformes, Struthionidae. The record is from RefSeq and is a predicted model, not a curated record.